This is a messenger RNA of Penicillium canariense, 897 nucleotides long. RefSeq lists its product as uncharacterized. Gene Ontology annotation, cellular component: ribonucleoprotein complex; nucleus; cytoplasm. NCBI's taxonomy places the organism in Eukaryota, Fungi, Ascomycota, Eurotiomycetes, Eurotiales, Aspergillaceae. The record is from RefSeq and is a predicted model, not a curated record. Bases 1 to 897 code for a protein of 298 amino acids. Gene Ontology annotation, molecular function: mRNA binding. The transcript has 6 exons.
AUGACGGAGGUUUCAUCCACUCGACUCUAUCUCGGGAACCUUCCCCGCAAUGUGACCAAACAAGAUAUCGAAGAACACUUCAGCACCCAUGGCUCCGGCAAGAUCACGGAGAUCAAGCUGAUGAACGGCUUCGGCUUCAUCGAAUAUGAGGAUGCCAUGGAUGCUCGGGACGUUGUGCCCGAUGGCUGUGACUUCAAAGGCGAGCGACUGACAGUGCAGUUUGCUCGUGGUCCUCGGCGCAAGGAGAACUUCCCUGGUCCCCCAGACCGCCCGGCUGUUCCUCGCCCCCGUCGUACCAUGUUCCGGAUGCAGAUUUCCGGUCUCCCAGAAACUAGUUGGCAGGACUUGAAAGACUUUGCUCGCCAGUCAGGACUGGACGUGGUCUACUCCGAGACCGGCCGUGAACAAGGAAGAGGGUUUGUUGAAUUCGAAACCGCCAACGACCUCAAGACCGCCGUGGAAAAGCUGGACCAGCGCGAAUUCAAAGGCUCGCGCGUGACUUGCGUCGCGGAUAUCCAAAGCUUUGAAGACCGUCCCGUCCGUGAUCCCUACCGGUCCCGCUCCCCACGCCGGCCCUACCCUCCCAUGGAUGAAUACGACCGAAGAUUCCCCGCCCCCCGUGGAUACAGUCCUCGGGACCACUACCGUGAACGGUCACCCGUGCCCAUGCGCGGGGGUUACUAUGACCGCGAUGGCUAUGGCCGCCGAACCCCGCCACGCCCCCGGAUGGAGGACUACCCUCCUCCCCGUCGUCCAUACGAGGAUCCCUAUGAUGCCCGGCCUCCGCCCCCGCCGCGCCACUACGAUGACCCAUAUCUAGCGGCGCGGCCGUACGGCCGGCCCCGCUCCCCGCCGCGAGGUGACUACGUCGCAUACGAGCGUCCACGCUACUGGUAG